Messenger RNA from Cuscuta campestris, 1990 nucleotides. The record is from the annotation of a GenBank genome assembly. Lineage: Eukaryota; Viridiplantae; Streptophyta; Magnoliopsida; Solanales; Convolvulaceae.
GAGAACCAGUGCAAGUCGGAGAAGGAGCACUGGUAGGUUUUUCCGGUCUUUCUGCAUUUUGAUUUGGCAGAUUUUUUCUUCUACAAAGGAGUAGUAUUGAAGUGAUUUGGGUUUAUGACCCGCCAUAGCGAAACAACAUUCACAAUUACAUGCCUCAUGACUUCCCACACACGUUUUUGGGAAGACGAAGAAUUGAAUUCAAAUUGAUUCAUAUGCUUCAGGACCUGGAGCUGAGAUCCGUUAAAACGGAAACGGAGUAAUUGAAUUGAUUUCAUAUGAUUUGAGCUCGGAUUUGUUACAGCAACCAAAUCAGGCCCGGAAGCCGGGAACUAUACAGUUUAUCUGCAGAUCAGAUUAUCGAUGCAGCUUCAUAGCUCCCUUUCAUCUCCAUCGCUGCCAUCUUCGUUUUCCGCCACUCAGUAGUUUUUUUACAGAGCACCCUUAAAAAGCAAUAAAGGAAUUUGCAUCGGUUUAGAAACGGGAAAGGGGAACGGCUGUUGGAGUUUAUGAGCUGAGAUAUCACAUUAUGGAUAACAAAAAAGUAGUUGUAUGCGACAAUGGCACUGGGUAUGUCAAGUGUGGCUUUGCGAAUGAGAAUUUCCCCACAUCGGUUUUCCCUUGUGUGGUCGGACGGCCGAUGCUACGAUAUGAAGAAUCCCUUAUGGAACAAGACAUCAAGGAUACCAUUGUUGGAGACGCCUGCUUAAAGUUGCGACACCAAUUGGAUAUAUCUUAUCCUGUCAACAAUGGCAUUGUGCAAAACUGGGAUGAUAUGGAACAUGUCUGGGACCAUGCAUUUUUCAAUGAACUGAAGGUGGAUCCAUCAGAAUGCAAAAUCUUGCUCACAGAUCCACCUCUCAAUCCAUCGAAAAACCGUGAAAAGAUGGUUGAAACCAUGUUUGAGAAAUACAACUUUGCUGGUCUCUUCAUUCAGAUUCAAGCUGUUCUAACAUUAUAUGCUCAAGGUUUGUUAACAGGACUAGUCAUAGAUUCGGGUGAUGGUGUUACUCAUGUGGUUCCAGUAGUUGAUGGUUAUUCAUUUCCUCAUCUUACAAAAAGAAUGAAUAUAGCUGGACGUCAUGUAACUUCUUAUCUAGUUGAUUUGCUACUCCGAAGAGGGUAUGCAAUGAAUAGAAGUGCCGAUUUUGAGACUGUCAGAGAUAUUAAAGAAAAGCUCUGCUACAUCAGUUAUGAUUAUAAACGAGAAUAUCAACUGGGUCUUGAGACAACAAUCCUUGUUAAGAAUUACACUCUUCCAGAUGGGAGGGUAAUCAAAGUGGGCGCUGAGAGGUUUCAAGCACCUGAAGCUCUUUUCUCUCCAGAACUCAUUGACGUUGAAGGUGAUGGAAUGGCUGACAUGGUAUUUCGUUGCAUCCAGGAAAUGGAUAUUGACAAUAGGAUGAUGCUUUACCAACAUAUAGUUCUAAGUGGAGGGAGUACAAUGUAUCCUGGCUUGCCUAGUCGGCUGGAGAAAGAGAUUUUGGAUCGUUAUCUUGAGGUCGUUUUGAAAGGAAACAAGGAUGGAUUAAAGAAACUACGGCUAAGGGUAGAAGAUCCUCCAAGAAGAAAGCAUAUGGUCUAUCUUGGAGGUGCAGUUCUUGCAGGAAUAAUGAAGGAUGCACCUGAGUUUUGGAUCAGUAGACAAGACUAUUUGGAGGAAGGAGCUGCUUGCUUAAGCAAGUGUGGUCAAGCAUGAAUAGUCUUGUAAUGUGUUCCACAAUUCACUGUCUAGAAUGUUAAUCUUAUUGUUGUUUGUGGUUAAGUGACAGCGUGGUUCACUUAGUGAAGCACUUGUUAAUCAUUAUAGCAUAAGAGACAAGAAAAACAUGUUUUGCAAAUGUAUUAUUAUUUUGAUCUUAUCGCCACUCCAAUAUGUUUGUGUUAAUCGAUUGCCCUUUGCAAUCGAUUGUUGUAUUUCUUUGUCGGUUCAUUCAUUUUUGGUACUUUUUUCUUUCCCUUGAAUGCACAAAAAUAUAUUGAUGUGCACUCU